Molecule: messenger RNA, 567 nt
Organism: Helobdella robusta
Lineage: Eukaryota; Metazoa; Annelida; Clitellata; Rhynchobdellida; Glossiphoniidae
Exons: 6
Coding region: 1-567 (188 amino acids)
Biological process (GO): adenylate cyclase-modulating G protein-coupled receptor signaling pathway; cell surface receptor signaling pathway
Cellular component (GO): plasma membrane
Molecular function (GO): G protein-coupled peptide receptor activity; peptide hormone binding
Source: RefSeq, a predicted model, not a curated record
AUGCACACAUAUUUUGCCAUUUCAAACAACGCUUGGGUCUUUCUUGAGGGCCUCUACCUCAGAAACAUCAUUUACCGGGAUGUUUUCACUGAAACUCAUCCAAUCACGUACUAUUUCCUGUUUGGAUGGGGUGCAAUUUUACCUGCAUUCAUUUGUUUGUUCUUGUGCAAACAUUUAUACUUUUCUAACAGAUGUUGGAUCGAGACGACAACACUUUCAUACUGGGUUAUACACGUGCCCGUUGUAUUCACAGUCAUCAUGAAUUUCAUCUUUUUUGUCUCCAUUCUUCGAGUCCUCUUCUACAAAUUCAAAACAUCGACAACCAGAGAAGCAAAGAAGAGGAAACAAAUGAAACUUGCGAAAUCCACCUUGUUUUUGAUCCCCAUGUUGGGAAUUCCCAACAUCACCUUCAUCUUCCUCCCUCGAAUCGUUCACAUGACUCUCGAGAUCGUCAGAUUGUAUUUCGAGAUCAUAUUCAGCUCAUUCAACAGUGUGAUAGUAGCCUUCUUGUUUUGCUUCAUGAAUGACGAGGUAGGAGGAGUUAUUUUUCAUGUUUUUAAAUUUUAA